GGGGAGUGAAGGCAGCUUGGGGUCGUGGAAGCGCGUGACGUAGGGGCAUACAGAGGCUAGGCCCUGGACAGUUGAGUCUCUCUCGGUGUGCUUCAGGAGGCAGUUAUGUCUGUCCUGUACCCAUCUCUGGAGGAUCUGAAGGUUGGCCAAGUCAUCCAGGCCCAGGCCAGAGCCUCACCCACGAUGCCAACUCUACCAGCCCCGAUGGCUUCUGCACCCCCACUUUCAGAGUUGUAUCCAAACCUGGCAGAACUGGAAAGUUAUAUGGGACUGUCCCUCUCUAGCCAAGAAGUUCAGAAGAACUUGCCUCAGAUUCCAGAUGGUGACAAUGCGGUGGUCACUAGCCCUGGACCUGGCCAGGUGGUAGCGCCAGUAUCUGGGAACAACCUGGGCAUACUGCGUGCAGAGAUCAAGCCUGGCGUGCGAGAGAUCCACCUGUGCAAGGAUGAACGUGGCAAGACUGGACUGCGCCUGCAGGCUGUUGACAAGGGGCUCUUUGUGCAGCUGGUCCAGGCCAACACCCCUGCAUCCCUUGUGGGGUUGCGCUUUGGGGACCAGAUCCUGCAGAUUGAUGGCUGUGACUGUGCUGGGUGGAACACACACAAAGCUCACAAGGCACUGAAGAAGGCAUCAGCGGAGAAGAUUGUCAUGGUUGUUCGGGACAGGCCAUUCCAGAGGACUGUCACCAUGCACAAAGACAGCUCAGGACAAGUUGGCUUUUCCAUCAAAAAGGGGAAGAUCGUGUCUGUGGUAAAGGGAAGCUCCGCCGCCCGCAAUGGCCUUCUAACCAACCACUAUGUGUGUGAGGUGAACGGACAGAACGUCAUUGGGCUAAAGGACAAAAAGGUUACUGAGAUUCUGACCUCAGCUGGAAAUGUCAUCACACUGACCAUCAUUCCCACUGUGAUCUACGAGCAUAUGAUCAAAAAGUUGUCCCCGUUGCUGCUUCACCACACCAUGGACCACUCCAUUCCAGACACCUGAAGUUCCAGGAGGGCAGCGCAGGCUUCCCGCCCUCCUGCAGAGAAGACAGCAGUCCUCAGAUGACAGGCUGCAGCUGGCCUGCUGCCUAGGUCUGGGGACUGCAGAUGUGUCCCAGACUUUGCCUCAUGUAGGAGGUCAGCCGCUUGAUUCAACAGAGGAGGCCUUGUGUGCUGUCUUCGUUGAUCUCUGCCGCAGGUUAUGUAUGCAUAGAUUAAUGGUAACCCU
Mus pahari (shrew mouse) is the source of this 1209-nucleotide messenger RNA. RefSeq names its product syndecan binding protein 2 (gene Sdcbp2). The transcript is spliced from 10 exons. The record is from RefSeq and is a predicted model, not a curated record. Lineage: Eukaryota; Metazoa; Chordata; Mammalia; Rodentia; Muridae. The coding region runs from base 106 to 984 and encodes 292 amino acids. Gene Ontology annotation, cellular component: cytoplasm; plasma membrane. Gene Ontology annotation, molecular function: protein binding.